This is a messenger RNA of Ectocarpus sp. CCAP 1310/34, 150 nucleotides long. Lineage: Eukaryota; Phaeophyceae; Ectocarpales; Ectocarpaceae. The record is from the annotation of a GenBank genome assembly.
AUGUUCACGACCCGCGCCGCCCGAGAGGAAGCGUACAAGGCAGAGGUGCGAAGGACCCAUGCUCUUCUCAAGCCUAUCGAAACCGAGGCGGCUGCAAUUUUUUACCCCACCCUGUUCGAGGUGGACCCGUCGACAAAGGUGGGUGCGUGA